AUCAUUCAAAUCUUACUCCGCUCUCAACACAAAUAUUUUGAUAAGUAAAUACAAAAAACAUAUUUACAAAUAUGCAAACAUAUAUUUAUGUAUGUGCGUGUGCCGCUGUUUAGUUUUGACUGUAGCGAAUGUUGGGCAUUCUGCUUGGGGUUUGCAACACAUAGCCAGUCGUGAAGACCACAAAAGUCGGCAUUGCGCUCGUCUGGCGCUCAUUGCUCGCUGCGCUCAUGCUACGAAAUGCAUGCUGCGUGUGAGACUAGUGGAGCGCUAAUGCGAGUGUGUCUAGACUUUGCCGUGUUAGCAACAAAUAUAAGUAUACACAAGUGUGUUUCUACAUUUUAGUUAUUAAAGCCUGCAUAUGUGUGUGUUUGUGUGUAUGUAGGUAGUGGUGCAAAUCGGAAAGCUUCGUCGUUGAUGUUGGUGCUGUAGUUGGCGUCGUGUCGUCAUCAUCCCCAACUUAUGGAUGUUGUUGUUGCCCAAAAAUGCGACUGCAUAUAUAUGUGCCACUGUGUAUACACGAAGUGUUUCCUUUACACUGUUGCUGUUGUCGUUGUCGUUGUCGUUGGCGUUGCCAUUGCUGCUUUUCUGUUGCUGUUUUCGUUUUCGUUGUCGUCGUCGGUGAAUCGUAGCAGUUGCUUGCUUGCUGGUCGCUAGCUACAGCGUUUUGUUACUUCGACUGUAAUCGACUUAGAGUUUAAACUACAAUUUCAGUUUCGCUGAUACCGUAAGAGAUAACCGACGUUUGCGUUCGACAUAACAAUAAUAACAGAAAAAUUGCAAUUCGCGUAUGGUAUCUCAACAAACUUGCCAGCAAACAAUCUGAACUGAAACGAUUUGCAAUUCGCAAAUUGCGAUUGCACUUGUAGUCAAACUCAAUAUACAAUUAAUACAACAUUUAUAGUAUAUGUGUCUCCAAAACUAGUUGUAUUUGUACAUAUGUGAAAUGAAAAUGAGAUUUCUUUAAGUUAAAGAAUCGUGGAAUAGUGUCUGCUUGUUCGAUGUGUAUUCUAUGAAUGCCCGGAUGCACUGUCGCGGAAAUAAAAGUAACCAGCAACACCUUUCUCAGGUGCAGCUAAACUUAUAAAUGCUAAUCAAAGUAAAAAGUGAAUUGUACUACACUCGAGUUAAUUCAAAUUCACGCGAGAAUUCCGGCUACCCGGGUGUGCAUUCUUUAAUUGGUGGACUGCAUCCUGCCGAAAUUAGACCGCGCAAGUUGGGCAAGCAACUACCACUGGUAUACUAAACUUCAAUUAAUUGCACCACGGAGACAUGCAUUCCGAACAAAAACAGAAAAUCUAAAAAUUUUUACCUUAAGUGUUAUAUACAUUUUGUACAUAGAGUAUAUUUUAAAAUGUGACAAUUUCACAAAACAAUAUUCUAUCCUAAAAAUGAAAUUUGGCGUUGUUUAAGGAUUCAACACUUGAAUACGAAUAAUUUUUCAGAAUCAAACGUCCUAUCCAAAUGUACAAAACUAACAAAAUACCUCAAAAAUCGUAAAUGUUGACAACGCUCAGGUACAAAAAAUUGCAGAAGUAACAACAAUGACACACAUUAGUGCAACACAAAUUUUAAAUUAACACAAUUCAACUGGAAGUCAUAUCCGAAAAUGUGCUGAUGUUAAAUUGAUUUUAAUUAUCCUUAAAAAAUAACAAUUCAAAACCGUUUAGAUUUAAAUGUACGCUACUAAAUAAUAAAACAAACGUUGACGUGGAAACUCUUAAAAACAACAAAAGCAAAAAUAUUGUUUGGUGUAGAAAAUAUAAAAGAUAUAUUUGCAAGGGUGCAGUGUUUUUCUGGAAUGUUAACACAAUUUAGAAAAAAUUUGUUAUAUUAUAUAGAAGACCUAUCGGUGCUUAAACGAAAAAUUUGUAUGGCGAAGGAACAUCAUCUCAACGAAUUAAUUGCGUUCAAUGGCAAAUUUGGACAAUGAAGGCCAUUGUUUAGCUAAGAAAACCGCAAAACAGUUCUAGAUAAGCAGAAACCCGUUAACUAUUAGUAAUCGUAGUGAAAUAAUCGGUAACGAAAUUCACUGGUGGUGGAGCGUAGUGCAAAUCAAGUCUCAUAAUGAUUAUGGUGCAACAUCUGGUCACAGCCAACGCAGCGCACACGCUCGUCAGCCAGACAGCAUUAUCCUCUGCUGGCUCCUCAUCGCCCAUACCAUCCUCACCACAAUCCACGCACAAUGUAUCAUCCUCAGUGUCAUCCCUGUCAUCGUCCGCAUCUCUAGCAUCGAAUGCAUUGUCUUCACCGACACGUUCACCCUCGCCGGUGGCACUGUCCCAAAAGAGUGUUUCCCCAUUGGCAUCGCCCACCAUCGCCACUACAAACGCCAGUACAAGGAGCAGCUCAAAUGAUGAGAAGUUAUUAAAUUGCUGCAUUCCACCUGCAAAACAGGACAAGGAUAAUAGAAGUUUCGAACUCGAACUCGAACGCAACGAGCAAACUUGGCGCUCGCCUAACAACAGCAGAGGGGACCAAAUAUUAAUUCGUGCCAUAGAAUCACAUAAGUCCACAACGCAAAUGCGGGAAAGCCCGCUGCCAGAGUCAACAUCACCUGCCACCAACGACAACAACGAUAGUAACGUGUCCACAGCAUCCAGUCCGCAAGCUUCACCACCACUCGCUACCGCCGAAUCGACUACCGAAAGCAAUAGGCGGCUAUUUAGUUGUCCCGAGAAAUUUACGGUACUCUACAAUCAUUUGCGCCAACAUAAAUAUUCCAACACAAACACGGACCGCGCGUCUGUCACAUAUGAACAUAAUCGUCACAGUAUUUCGCAAACUGAUAAGGAGCGUGAAACUUUCGGCGAGUUGGGUCAGCAGGUGCGUCGCACGGUAAUCACCAGCAAGUGUCAAAGUGAUGGGGACGCUUUGGCCAAGCGUAUCUGUGAUACGCCCGAGCGUAGAAAAAGCUUAGAAAGGCAAACCAGCAAUCCAAUAGAUGCGAUGCAGGAGGAGGACGAUGAUGAAAAUAUUGUUGGAGAAGAGGAUGGCAUAGCCUCUAUGGAGAACUAUAAUAGCGAGGAGGAAGAAGAGGAUGACACUGAUAGUCCAUUGGAUCUGUCGGUAAAUGCAACGGCGCUGCGCAACCGCGAUCGUGCAUACUCGGAAACGGAAUCGGAAGAUUCGGGCUCUGGUGUAACGGAAGGAGAGCAUGCUCAACUGAAAGCGGAACAAAGAUCAGCAUACAAGAAGAAUUUAAUGAAGCGAUACUACACUGAAAUACCAGUUAUAAAGCAAUCGACAAGCCCAGGUCCAUUGUUGACACACCAUCAGCAUCAUCAUCACCAGCAACAGCAACAACUGCAGCAGCAACAAUCAUCACAUCAACAACCACAAAGCAAUACGUAUGCGGGAUCUCCAAGUGUUAUACACAUAAAAGCCGAACAAAACGUUGUACUUUCUCCACCACAUCUCCAGCAGACAGUCCAGCAACAACAACAACAACAGCAGCAGCUUGUUAACGGCCUGGCACAGCAUGGCGGCCCACUCGCGGGGACAGGUGCAAGCAAUCAACUGCAACCACUAGCCAUACCACACCGACCAUUACUACACAAUCUGCUAAGUGGGGGCUCGAUACACAAUUCCCAUCAUAGAACCUAUGGAUCAGCUACAACAGGUUCCUUUCCUCCAAGUCCUGCCGAUAGUGGAGUCUCUGACGUAGAUAGUUCUAGUUCUGGUGGUCAGCCAUGCAGUGAUGAAAUUAAAGCGCGACUUGGUAUACCGGCCCAUUGUCACCCGCAUGCAACUCAUAUACCGUCAGGAACAUUUCUGCAUCCCAAUCUGUAUCAAAAUUCAGCGUCCAUACGGAAUAUAUGGAACCGCAGUGUUGGAAUGCCCGAUGGUUAUUACAUGCCCCUAGGGACCAGCACUAGUCCAUCCAAUAAUGCGUCGGUGAGUAGCAGCAGUGGUCAGAAUGGCGGUGCGGUCGGCACUCUGAACAGUGGAAACUCAGCAUCGUACUCAACGUCACCCUACUUCACAACACCUUCCCCGCCACGCGCUAAUCCCGGUCUAACGCCACAUCAUUCCCUGCACGCACACCAACAACAUCUACACCAUCAUCAGCAUUCCACGCUAGCGAACAGCCCAGCGACCGCUGCCGGCGGUGUGCUGCAUCAACAGAGUGUGAUUCAGCCAACAACGUCCAAUGUCAACUAUGAUCUCUCGUACAUGCUAGAGCUUGGUGGUUUUCCACAGCGAAAAGUGAAAAAACCACGCAAGCCCAAAAUCGAAAUGGGUGUAAAGCGACGCAGCCGCGAAGGCUCCACAACAUACCUGUGGGAAUUCCUCCUUAAGCUACUGCAAGAUCGCGAAUACUGCCCGCGUUUCAUUAAAUGGACCAACCGCGAGAAAGGCGUAUUCAAGCUGGUGGACUCAAAGGCAGUGUCGCGACUAUGGGGUAUGCAUAAAAACAAACCGGACAUGAAUUACGAGACAAUGGGGCGCGCAUUACGGUAUUACUACCAGCGUGGCAUACUGGCGAAGGUGGACGGCCAAAGGCUGGUGUACCAAUUCGUGGAUGUGCCAAAGGACAUUGUGGAAAUCGAUUGCAAUGGAGUGUAAAAGUAUUGGACACACGCAUACAAGUAGUAGAAGUCUUAUAAAACCACGGAAGAACAUCGAAUGCGCAGUGCAUUCCAUAGAGAACGCAUCACAUCGCAUGCAAGUGAAAUGGAUUUCACGGAAUGUACAAAACAGUUAAAACCUGCUCGAAAUCGCAGCCAAAAUUCGCAAAUUGCAAUUCUGCACACACAGACACACACACUCAUAAAUAAAUAAAUAAAUAAUAUGGGCGAAAGACGGCAGUUUUUAAGGACGGCAUGGAUGCAUACUGUAAAGAAUUUGUAUUUAUUAGAUCUUUUUUAUGUUAAUAGUAGUUAUGGUGAAUUAUUGUAAUUGUGUGUAAGGCUCGCUAAAAUUAAACUGUAUAUUUUAGAUACACAAUCACAUGCAAGCAAGCAAAAUAAGAAUAUUAUAAUUAUAUAUUUAUGUUUAAGGCAAGAUAUGUUGAAUACAAAGUGUUGUAAUAUUUUCAAAUUGUUAUUAAUUAUUAGUGAAAUUAAAGAGGAACUGAUCCAAGGGUCAUCUUUAGGUAUAAAUCUAUAUAAAUAUUAUAUAAAUUGUAUGUAUGUACAUGUAUGUGUAGCUAAAGCAUAUGAAUACUAUUAAUUUGUUUUUGUUGCUUAUUUUAUAGUAAAACUCUACAGAUUAUGGACACAUAAUAUAAAUAUACUGUAAUAUUAUGUAGUAUACAUACAUAAGUCAUGAAUGUUGAAAUUGAUUAAUACUAGUUUUAAUUGUCCGUAAUUCCUAUGCCUACAACAGUUUUCUUUAUUUUUACCUUUUGACUUUCUGGAAAUUUCAAUUAAGAAGAAUAAUAACAACAACAACAUAACGGCAAUAAAACUACACUCUCUACUUAGUUCCGAAUUGAGAAUUUGACUCAAACCAAACCAUUUGUUUGCACCAAUUGGGAAGUGUACUGUUAAAUUGACAACCGCUUAGUAUGGCGUAAACAAAAUUUUACGAAUUAUGGACAAUUUGAAAUUGAAAGUACUUGCCUACACAAAAUGCAACCGUGAAAUUUAAAAAUUCAAUUUUACACCGAGCUGUGUGAACUUGUGCAGGUCGAAGGAUACUCAUAUUACGAAAACCGAGUGCAUAGUUUGAUUUCCGCUUUUCAAAGUAUGAUUUUAAAUGGCAGUAGUACAAAUUAAAUAAGUCAUCGAUCACGUGUGGUCAUAUAGAUGUUCGAUGUAUGUUGAGUGCAAGACGUGGAGUUAAACGAGCGGUAAUCGUAUUGAAAUUAGAGAAAUUACGCCAAAACAUAAUGGGAAAGUAAAGGGAGCGAUCAAUAAGAAGGUAAAAAGUUAUUUGAAAAGCUCAAUAAAUAAUAAAUUUUGGAAAGUUAAAUGUGAUAAAUCGUGAUAUUGGAAUUUUUAAAAUAAAUAUUAAAGAUAUGAAUGAAAUAUAGUUGGAAACGGGGGCAGGUUUUGAGCGUAUUGUAUAGUAUUGUGUAGAUGAAUACUACGGAAUAUACUUACAUGAGAGUAAAUGUUGUUGUUGUUAUUAUAUAAAUGAACUCUUUUUAUAACUGAAAUUCAAAAUGGUUUGAAGAUUUUUUUCGUCGUAUUUGCAUUUUUGUUGGACUCGAGUAUUUACCGUUAAAUGUCACUGCCGCAUGCAAAAAUCGCAGUAAUUGUAAUUUUUGAAAAACAACCUAUAAUAAUCUUCCAAACUAGUAAGGGACCAAGUCCUGUGGCCACUGCCCAUAUGUGCAAUUUACACUUUUUUAUUAAAGUAAAGAAAAAGAAAACUUAAUAAUGUUAGUAUCAUUUAAGUAUUGUUUAAGUUGAAAAUUCAAAAAUCAAAAACCUGCAUACUACAUAUGUAUAUGAGCAAUAUACAAAUUCGUUUUCGAUUUAUUAUUGAAAUGCUGAAGAAUUCAAGCCAUUGUUUCUCGGUUAUUAUUUCAUUUUCAAAAGUUCAUUUUUGUUUUGUUUUAAUUUAGUUGAAGGUAGUAUACAUAUGUAGUUCUUUUUUAUUGUGACAACUUUUUCUUAUUUAAAAAUAAAAUUAUUAUUUCAA
This is a messenger RNA of Zeugodacus cucurbitae (melon fly), 6591 nucleotides long. It is a transcript of the gene Eip74EF, whose product is annotated as ecdysone-induced protein 74EF. Bases 2065 to 4566 code for a protein of 833 amino acids. The record is from RefSeq and is a predicted model, not a curated record. NCBI's taxonomy places the organism in Eukaryota, Metazoa, Arthropoda, Insecta, Diptera, Tephritidae. Gene Ontology annotation, biological process: cell differentiation; regulation of transcription by RNA polymerase II. Gene Ontology annotation, cellular component: nucleus. Gene Ontology annotation, molecular function: DNA-binding transcription factor activity, RNA polymerase II-specific; sequence-specific DNA binding. The transcript is spliced from 5 exons.